AUGGAGCUUUUUCCUGAAGACUUAACAGACGCUUUUGAAGUUAAGGAUCACCUCAAUUUUGGAGGUUAUGGAACUAUCUAUAGAGCCAUAAAGAGAAGCAAUGGACAAAUGUACGCAAUAAAAGCUGUAGCCGUAACUAGCACAGGGUCAACCUGGAAGGAUAUUGGAGCUGAGCUGCAAGUACUUUCAUGGACCAAUCCAUAUAAGCUUCGCUUAGACUCCUUUUUUGUUAAAGACGAAACUUUCUACAUGGUUAUAGAUUAUUGCCGAAAUGGCGACCUUCUUAAAGCUAUAGUUGAUAAGAUUAAUGCCCAUGAAAUAUUUGAAGAAGACGAAAUCUGAAAAUAUUUUAUCCAGAUCUGCUUUGGGCUCGAGUCUUUGCACAACAACGGAUUUAUUCAUCGAGAUCUUCAUCCACAAAAUAUCCUCUUAGACGAAAAUAAAGAUAUUAAAAUAGCUGAUUUUGGCACUUCUCGAUCUUUACUGACCAAAACAAUUCAGGGUGUUGCCAGUUGCCAGUCUCCUAGGACUCAUAGUGGACAUCCCCAGACUAAAGAAAGUGAUGUUUGGGCAGUCGGCUGCAUUUUGUAUUAUCUCUGCAACCUUGAGCAUCCUUUUGGCGAUAAUGUGAAUAAAAUAAAAAAUGCGCCUCAUAAGCCAAUAAGAAGCGAAUACUCUAAUGAACUGAGAGGUUUUGUUGAUUGAUGCCUAAAAAAGAGGCGCAAAGAGAGGCCAACAAUAGUUGAUAUCUUAGCUCAUGAGUUUAUAGUCAACAAAACUCUAAGCUUAGGCAUUACAAUUCCACAAACAUCUGCUAUGAAUGCAGCUAUUUGGCAAGUUCAAUUUAAUAAAGAAAGGGAAAGAAAUGAGCAGCUUGAAAAGGAGUUAUCUAAAUAUAGAAAAAAGAAUAAGGCAAAAGGAAAGGAAAUUGAGUCGCUUCGAGCAGAAAUAGCCCACUUAAUGAGCAUAAUAAAUGAGAAUAAAAAAAGCAAGAAAGACUACGAAGACAGUAAAGAAAACUUGCUUAAUUCUCAAAGAAAUAAGAUUCCUCAAGAUCUUAUCAAAAAUAACGAAGCAGAAAAAGCCCAAAAGAUUCAAGAGCUAAGAGAGAAGAGAUCUGAAAUUUUGAAUAGACCAAAUGACCCAGAAUUAGAGGAAGACUUUAGGAGCACCUGCUCAGAUUUCAGCGAUUUCUAUGCUGAUGACCCAACUCUUCAGCAAGCUUAUCAAGAUUAUACUAAUGCUUAUCGCCAAAAAACAUCUCUUUAUACAAUUAUAAACCAUAAAAAUAGAACUCAUUUGAUUAUUUAUGAUACAGAAAAUAAUAGUAAAGAAGUCAGGAGAGUGGAGACUCCUGAGCUACUAGAUUGUCGCACUUGUAUUGCUCAGCUUCCUAAUGGUAAUUUGUUUUGCUUUGGUAGAUACCCAGGCUCUGGAGUUUCAUUGAUAAUUGAUGAGAAUUAUAGAAUUCGGCAGCUGCCAUCUGGAACUCCUUGCUUUCAUUCAUCAGCUAUCUAUUUCAAUAGCAGUGUUUAUUGCUUUGGAGGAGGAGGAAGUAAUGGAUAUUUAACUCUAUCAGAGAGAUUAGAUUUAAAUGAAAACCGAUGAAUUAAAUUAAAGCCACUGCCAAAAGCUGAUUGCUGAUGCAAUAGUGUAAUAUUUAACGGGAAUAUUAUGAUUUCUGGAUAUUUCAAUAAAAAUCUUUUGAGGUAUAGCGCUUUCCCGAGGAUGGCGCGGAAUGGCGCCAUCCUCGGGAAAGCCAGGAAGGAAGGCAUCCACACGGGAACUGGGAGUUCCACGUGUGGAUGCCAUUUUGACAUGUGGAAGUUUGGAUCCCACAUGUCAAAAAUGGCAUCCACACGUGGAACUCCCAGUUCCCGUGUGGAUGCUUAGUUGACUUUCCCGAGGAUGGCGCCAUUCCGCGCCAUCCUCGGGAAAGCGCUAUAUUCAAUCGGUAGCAACACUUUCGCAACAAUUCCUUAUGAUUUUCAAGCUAGUACUUACAAGAUUCUUAUAAGUACAGAGAGACUGUAUACAAUUGAAUGUUGUGAAAAUGGAUCAAUCUAUGAAAGCGAAUUGUCAAAUGAUACUGUCUGGAGACGAAUUGGAGACUCAAUAAUAAAUGAUUAUUUUCAUCAAGUUUAUUUGUCAUAUAAUAAAGAAGGAAUAAACAUUGCACACUUUGUUAAUGAUGCUAGAUACUUCAAGUUUAAUUUGAGUGACAAAACAUUAUUUGAGCUGCAUUAA
This is a messenger RNA of Blepharisma stoltei, 2247 nucleotides long. The record is from the annotation of a GenBank genome assembly. NCBI's taxonomy places the organism in Eukaryota, Ciliophora, Heterotrichea, Heterotrichida, Blepharismidae.